CUUUCUCAUCACAAUCGCCACAAGAUUCUCGGGGCAACUCCCAACCCAAAAGAUGGAGUUAAGUGCAGCGUCUUAUACUAAUAUUGUCAGCGUGCUAAUGACAGUGAUAGUGAUCUUACUCACAUGGAGAAUUUUGGAUUCGUUGUGGUUCAAACCAAAGAAGAUCGAGAAAUUUCUAAGAGCUCAAGGCCUGAAAGGCAACUCCUACAGAUUUAUGUUCGGAGACUCGAAAGAGAUAGCACAAAUGACACGCGAAGCCAAAUCUAAACCCAUCCAUCUCAAAGAUGAUAUCGCGCCUCGGGUUUUGCCCUUUGUUCAUAAAUCAGUUGCUGAUUAUGGUAAGAUUUGUUUUACAUGGAUGGGACCCAGACCUACGGUGCAAGUGACAGAACCCGCCAUGAUAAAAGAGAUAUUAGCUGAUUAUUAUAAAUUUCAGAAGUCGAGAGGAAAUCCAUUAUUUAGGAAGCUAAUGAAAGGGCUAGUAGAUGUUGAAGGUGAUCAAUGGGUCAAACACAGAAAAAUUAUCAAUCCUGCAUUCAACAUCGAGAAGCUCAAGCAAAUGAUACCUGCCUUCUAUACGAGUUGCGAUGAAAUGAUAAACAAAUGGAAAGACUUGCUUAUAAAAGAAAGCUCAUGCGAAGUUGAUGUCUGCCCUUAUAUCGAAACAAUGUCCAAUGAUGUAAUUUCACGUACAGCUUUUGGUAGUAGUUUUGAAGAAGGAAGAAAAAUAUUUGAACUUCUACACGAAAUGCUAGUGUUGAUUGUAAAGUCUAUACAGUCUGAUAUCUUUCCAGGAUCAAGGUUUUUGCCAACAAAACGCAACAAAAGGAUAAAAGAGAUUGACCAAAAAGUCAAAGAUUCGAUAAAGGGUAUUGUUAAUAAACGACUUGUUGCAAUGAAAGCAGGAGAAAAUAGUAACGAUGACCUUUUGGGAAUUCUUUUGAGAUCCAAUUAUGAAGAAAUUAAACAAGAUGGAAAUAAAAACUCCAGGCUAAGUAUCGAAGAAAUUAUCGAGGAAUGCAAGCUCUUUUAUGUUGCUGGACAAGAAACCACAAGAAAUUUACUGAUUUGGACUAUGGUUUUAUUGGGUCAACACACGAAUUGGCAAACUCGUGCUAGAGAUGAAGUUUUACAUCUUUUUAGGGACAAAAAACCGGAUUUUGAGGGGUUAAGUCAUCUAAAAGUGGUUAACAUGAUUUUCAAUGAAGUUUUAAGGCUAUAUCCAUCCGUGUCCUUCUUAGGACGUAUAAUACAUAAAGAAACCAAAUUAGGAGACAUAAUGUUGCCAGCUGGAACUCUUCUUCAUAUAAAUGUAUUGCUUUUACACUAUGAUCAUGAAAUAUGGGGUGAUGAUGUGAAGGAAUUCAAUCCUGAGAGAUUUUCUGAAGGGGUAUCAAAGGUGACAAAGGGACAAACAUGUUAUCUCCCAUUUGGAGGAGGUCCACGUAUAUGUAUUGGACAAAAUUUUGCUAUUUUGGAAGCAAAAAUGGCGCUUGCUAUGAUUCUACAACACUUCUGUUUUGAGAUCUCUCCAUCAUACUCACACGCCCCACAUCUUUUGGGCACUCUUCAACCGCAAUUUGGUGUUCAUUUGAUUUUGAACAAACUUUAGGUUGUUUUGUAUGAAUGUUUUGAUUUAUGUUAUAUGGUUGUAGCUUUUUAUAUGAUGUAUGCUCGUAAUGUUCGUGUUAUAUAAAAGAAUCAUGCCUCAUGCCUGAA
This is a messenger RNA of Lactuca sativa (garden lettuce), 1719 nucleotides long. Its product is annotated as cytochrome P450 CYP72A219. The record is from RefSeq and is a predicted model, not a curated record. Gene Ontology annotation, molecular function: oxidoreductase activity, acting on paired donors, with incorporation or reduction of molecular oxygen; iron ion binding; heme binding. Lineage: Eukaryota; Viridiplantae; Streptophyta; Magnoliopsida; Asterales; Asteraceae.